Messenger RNA from Melitaea cinxia (Glanville fritillary), 1253 nucleotides. It is a transcript of the gene twf, whose product is annotated as twinfilin. Gene Ontology annotation, cellular component: cytoplasm; actin filament; myofibril. Lineage: Eukaryota; Metazoa; Arthropoda; Insecta; Lepidoptera; Nymphalidae. Gene Ontology annotation, molecular function: actin filament binding; actin monomer binding. Gene Ontology annotation, biological process: regulation of lamellipodium assembly; actin filament depolymerization; barbed-end actin filament capping. Bases 1 to 1032 code for a protein of 343 amino acids. The transcript has 9 exons. The record is from RefSeq and is a predicted model, not a curated record.
AUGUCUCAUCAAACUGGAAUUCAAGCUAACUCUGAAUUAAAAAAGUACUUGAGUAAAUGUAGAGAUGGAAAAAUAAGACUGCUCAAAGUCAGCAUAGAAAACGAACAAUUGACAUUAGCUAAAAUUCAAUUAGUUAAAGGGUCAUUUGAGAAUGAUUUUGAUAAAUAUGUUCCUUCGCUAAUAGAAGAAGAUCUACCAUGCUAUAUUUUAUACAGGUUUGACACAACCAAUUCCCUAGGAUAUGAAUGGCUUUUAAUCAGUUGGUCCCCAGACAGUGCUCCUGUGAGGCAUAAAAUGUUGUAUGCUUCAACAAAAGCCACACUAAAGCAAGAAUUUGGCUCUGCACAUAUCAAAGAUGAAAUGCAUGCUACUAGCAAGGAUGAAGUAUGUUUGAAAGGGUACAAAAUUCAUGUCAGUGGUGUCAAUGCUCCAGCCCCACUUACUGACAGAGAAGAAGCCUUGAAGGAACUACAACAAAAUGAACAUGACCCAAAUUAUGGCACAGAUGCGAGACAAUCGACUAUGGGGGGAAUAUCAUUUCCUAUUACAGAAUCAGCUAAACAGGGUAUUAUUGAUCUCCAACGUGGAUCCUAUAACUAUCUACAAUUUAAAAUAGAUUUAGAAGAUGAAAAAAUUUGUCUAUCGAAGGCAGCAAUAAUUAGUCUGACUGAUUUACCAGCACAGGUUCCAAGUGAUGAAGCAAGAUAUCAUGUGUAUAUUUUCAAACACACACAUGAAGGUGACCAUAUGGAAAGUAUAGUAUUCAUCUAUUCAAUGCCAGGAUACAAUUGUAGUAUAAAAGAACGUAUGAUGUACUCCAGCUGCAAAGGACAGUUUCUAGAAAUUAUUGAAAAAAUGGGACUUACAAUUGAAAAGAGGCUGGAAAUUGAUGAUGGUAAAGAGUUGACUGAGGAAUAUUUGUAUGAUGAAAUUCAUCCAAAGAGGAACUUGCAUCGACCAGCCUUUGCGAAACCAAAGGGCCCUCCAAAUAGAGGAGCGAAAAGGAUAACUAAAGCACAGUCAACUCAGUAAUUUGCCUACUUAAAGUAAUCAAUGCUAUCAUUAUAUUUCAUAAUUUUAAUUAGAUUCAAAUAAUUUUUUAUCAUAAACUUUAUAUUACAAGUUUCUAGUUUUAGACUAUUUUGCUUUUUAUUAUCUAAUGUGAUAUUUAAAUUAAAUAUUUCUAUGAUGUGUCAAUGAAAUUGCUUUAGCUUAUGACUAAGUUUUAUGAAUAAAGUAAUUUAAUACUGUUA